Messenger RNA from Aspergillus tubingensis, 882 nucleotides. RefSeq names its product flavin adenine dinucleotide pyrophosphatase. The coding region runs from base 1 to 882 and encodes 293 amino acids. NCBI's taxonomy places the organism in Eukaryota, Fungi, Ascomycota, Eurotiomycetes, Eurotiales, Aspergillaceae. The transcript is spliced from 3 exons. The record is from RefSeq and is a predicted model, not a curated record.
AUGACAUCAUCCGUCCUCCCGAAGAACAAGAGGACCAUUCACACAGCGGCAUGCCUGAUCAUUGGUGACGAGGUCCUUGGUGGAAAGACCAUCGACACCAACUCCGCCUUUUUCGCCAAGUUCUGCUUCUCCCUCGGCAUCCAACUGAAGCGCAUCGAAGUGAUUGCCGACGAUGAGAGCGAGAUCAUUGAGGCAGUGCGACGUAUGAGCGACCGCUAUGACUUCGUCGUCACCAGUGGAGGCAUUGGCCCAACCCACGACGACAUCACCUAUGAAUCCAUAGCCAAGGCCUUUGGUCUGAACCUAAAGCUCCACCAAGCCGCCUUCGAGCGUAUGAAGAAGCUCUCCAAGCCCCAUCCUAUGCAACCAAACUUCGAUUGGGACACACCCUCCCCUAGUCUGACGGCGAAGCUGCGCAUGGUCGAGAUCCCUCACGACGAGUCUGUGCCUCUGGAGGAACAGGCUGUGUUUGUUGCGGAUGAUAUGUGGGUGCCCAUUGCUAUCGUCAACGGCAACGUCCAUAUCCUUCCUGGUGUUCCUCGUCUCUUCGAAAGGCUGCUCGAGCACCUGAAGCCGAAUCUGUUGCCUCGCUUGGUCAACCCGGAGGGAAAGGGCAUCUAUCGCUACCUGUUCAGCACACCACUCCCGGAGAGUACGGUCGCCCCUUACCUGACGGAACUUGCUACUCGUGUGGCUUCGAAGAACAUCAAAGUUGGCAGUUACCCCCGGUGGGGUAAUAAGCGCAACACUGUGACUCUGGUCGGCACUGACAAGGAGUUUAUGGACUCGCUUAUCGCAGAGGUGGAGCAGAAUGUCGAGGGAACCAAGGUAACUCGGGAGGAUGAGCUUGACCCUCCCUCGGACGCUGAGGAGGGCAAAUAA